ACUCUCAGCACUCUCACUCGCCACUCUCACAGCGCAACCGGUCAUCUUGGCAUCCUCCGCGCAACCCAGCGCCGUCCUUCGGGAUCUUACCUUUAUCUCCCUCAUCCUCCCUCUCUAAAACACUCCCAUGCCAAAACUCAAAUCCGCACUCGGCGCACACCAAGCCACGGCCGCCCGGCGCGCCGCGGAAGCCAAGCGCGCAGAAAACAAGGCCAAAAUGGCCAAGGAGGUCAAGCAUAGCGUGGCGGAGAAACGCGCGCUCAAGCGCCAGAGGAGGGAGCGGGACGCGCAGGUCCGCGCCCUCGCUGCGACGGAGGCCGAGGCGCGCGCGCGCCGCGAGGCGGCACAGUUGGCCGCUGAGGUCGGCGUAGCUGGGGACGGCGAGGGUAUGGACGAGGACGAGGAUGAGGAUGAGGGUUUUGGGACGUCCGAGUCCGAGACCAGGGCGAAGAACGACAGAGCCGAAGCCAGCGACCAAGCCGCGCUCGCCGCCAAGGCGCUUGCGCGCGCGACCAUCCCCAUCGCGCCGGACGACACCGUGCUCCUUCUCGGCGAAGCCAACUUCUCCUUUGCGCGCGCGCUCGUCGAAGGGCGGAAACACGCGGGACACCUAGUCUGCGCAACGGCGUACGACACCGAAGCGGAGGCGACGGAGAAGUAUCCCGACGCGGCGGAGAACGUCGCGGCGCUGCGUGCGCGCGGGGUGCGUGUCGCGUUCGGCGUCGACGCCGGCGCGCUCGAGAAAUCGCACAAAGUUUUGGGACGCGGCGCGCGCUGGAGCCGCGUCGUCUUCAACUUUCCGCACGUCGGCAAGGGCAUUACGGACCAAGAUCGCAACGUGCGCGCGAACCAAGUGCUGCUCCUCCGCACACUGAAGAGCGUCGCGCCGCUGCUGACGGUCGGGCCGAGCGCAUUCCCCCUCCCCUCAAAGAAGAAGAAGAAGGGGCCAGCGCCGAAACGGCCGCGUGCGCCCUCUUUCUCGCCUGUUGGCGACGACGAAUACGAAGAUGAAGACGAGGACGGCAUGCGCAGCACCCGCCCGGUGCCAGCGUCGUUUACGCCGCCCGACCGCCAAGGCACACUCCUCAUCACGCUCCUCAACCAGCCGCCGUACUCGGAGUGGGAGCUGCCCAAGCUCGCGAACCGCCCGCCGCCCAUGUGCCCCGGCACGCGCGACGCGCAGCCCCGCUUCCGCGUGCUCCGGAGCUUCGACUUUGUGCCCGCCGCGUGGCCGGGGUACGCGCACCGCCGGACGAUCGGGUGGCGCGAGGGCCUGAGCAAGGCCAACAACGAGGAGAUUACGGGCCGCCAGGGGCGCGCGCGCACGUGGGAGAUGUGUGUCUGGGACGGCGAGUAGUGUAGUAUGUGCGGUGUGUACGUGUAUGAUAUAGGCUGC
This is a messenger RNA of Cutaneotrichosporon oleaginosum, 1396 nucleotides long. RefSeq lists its product as uncharacterized. Gene Ontology annotation, biological process: rRNA base methylation. The record is from RefSeq and is a predicted model, not a curated record. Gene Ontology annotation, molecular function: rRNA (uridine-N3-)-methyltransferase activity. NCBI's taxonomy places the organism in Eukaryota, Fungi, Basidiomycota, Tremellomycetes, Trichosporonales, Trichosporonaceae.